GGCUGGAUGUGCAGGUGUCAGACUCAGCUGCUUCUGGGGGAGGACUGGCCUCUGCCUCCUCUCAACUCUUCCCAACUCUUUCCCAGAGAAGGGACACGGUGGGGUGUCCAGAGAGGCCUCUCCUCCAGGAUCAUAAAGGUCAAGAGUCAUGGUCAUGGCUCCUACCCCACCUCCAGUAGAAAGAGGCUUUCCCCACAGAUCCUGCCACUCCUCAGCCCCUCUCCAAAGUAUUGCUGAGCGAGGUUGCCUUUUCCACGGAAUGGUCACAGGUCCCACUGGCUGGAGGUCAAGGGUCCGGUCUGUGUCCCUUAUUCCCACCCAUGGGCAGGCUAGGGAAGAUACAAUCUCAUCCCUGGCCUUAGGGGCUGCCCCAGGAGUCUAGAUACAAACGCUUCACCUCCUCAGGAGGCUACACCUGCUGUUGGGGGGCUGUGGGGUGAAGAUGGGGCUCAGGCUCUGUCCAGAGUCUGAGUUUGAGCCUGGCGCCUGCCCCCUCAUCUCCUACAAGGUGGAGACAUCACGCACUGUCUGGGUGGAAGCUCAGCGGUCUGGCAGGGGUGGAGGCAAGGAGGAGGAAGGGCCUUCCCCACGCCUCGAGCUCCCCCCCCCUCCUCGGACUCCCCCUCCCUUCCCAGGCCGGGGAUAUAAGCCCCGCAGGGAAAGCGCUGAGCAGAGGAGGAGGCCACAGCCCGACCUGCAGCAGUCCAGCCCUUGGGACUCCUCUCGCCUUCCACCUGCUCAUCUCCGCUUCCAGAACUGUCGCCAUGGUGACCGUGCGCCGGCCGUGGCCCGCCGUGGCCACAGUGCUGCUGGCCCUGCUCGCCUGCCUGGGGGCGCUGGUCCACGCCUACCCCGCCAAACCCGAGGCUCCCGGCGAAGACGCGUCGCCGGAAGAGCUGAGCCGCUACUACGCGUCGCUGCGCCACUACCUCAACCUGGUCACUCGGCAGCGGUACGGGAAACGAGACAGCCCGGAAGCGGUCCUCUCGAAACUGCUCUUCCCCGACGGCGAGGACCGCCAGGUCAAGUCACGGCCAGAAGGCGCGUACAUGUGGUGACGACCCCAAAGCCUCCUGGGAGACGCGCCGACUGCACCGACCUCGUUUGCAUGUGUGCUCCUGACCCCGGAACCUGGGUUCCUCUCGCUGCCUACUGUGCCUGGGAGGGGGUGGGGGUGCUGGAUGGGGUCUUCAUCCCAUUUCUCCGUGCCCCCGGCCCCUGGGCUGGAGGGCUGUGUGUGGUCUUUCCCUGGUCCCCAAAUAAAGAGCAAAUUUCACUGAAA
Molecule: messenger RNA, 1282 nt
Organism: Herpailurus yagouaroundi (jaguarundi)
Lineage: Eukaryota; Metazoa; Chordata; Mammalia; Carnivora; Felidae
Gene: PYY
Product: peptide YY
Exons: 4
Coding region: 765-1058 (97 amino acids)
Biological process (GO): neuropeptide signaling pathway; feeding behavior
Cellular component (GO): extracellular region
Molecular function (GO): neuropeptide hormone activity; neuropeptide Y receptor binding
Source: RefSeq, a predicted model, not a curated record